Aspergillus wentii DTO 134E9 is the source of this 1898-nucleotide messenger RNA. RefSeq lists its product as uncharacterized. Gene Ontology annotation, biological process: nucleocytoplasmic transport. Gene Ontology annotation, molecular function: structural constituent of nuclear pore. Gene Ontology annotation, cellular component: nuclear pore. Lineage: Eukaryota; Fungi; Ascomycota; Eurotiomycetes; Eurotiales; Aspergillaceae. The transcript is spliced from 2 exons. The coding region runs from base 442 to 1641 and encodes 399 amino acids. The record is from RefSeq and is a predicted model, not a curated record.
UAAACACCAACUCCGCCAAUUCUCUUUUGUAAGCGGCUCCUAUUUCCAUCAAGACUACAUUAUUUGUGUGGCGUGGGCAUGUCAUCUGGUCUGGUAUAAUUUGGUGUGGUCGCAUGCUCUGCGCGUUGGCAACAUUUUGUUUCAGCAUUUUUUUUUUUUUCUUCUUGACUACAAUUAUCGCCAAUACCAAUGACUCGCUCCUAUAGCCAGCAAUAAGUGAUUACCGUGCUUGGAAUAAACUAACGGAAUUCUCUGUCAAACAGCGGCGGUGCCAACAACACCCAAACCUCAACCUCGACAACCACACCUGGGACGACGAACACAUCCGGAGGCCUUUUCGGAAACCUUGGCAGCUCGACCGCACAAUCAAAACCUGCAGGGGGACUGUUUGGAAACGCCGGUAGUGCUACUACGCAGCAGUCACAACCUUCUGGAUCCAGUAUGUUUUCGGGGCUGGGUGGGCAGCAACAACAGGGCAGCACAGGCGGUCUGUUUGGAGGCUCUACAGCGACUACCUCGCAGCCUCAAUCAGGCGGUCUCUUUUCAGGCACUGCAGGCGCAAGCAGCAAUACCACACAGAGCGGAGCUACUGGUGGGGGAUUGUUUGGGGGUCUAGGUGGUGGAUCUACAGCGCAAACCCAGUCUAAACCAUUCGGUGGCCUUGGUGGAUCGACGACAACCGGGGGAGGCCUCUUUGGCGGUGGAAACCAGCAGCAGCAGCAACCGCAACAAGCUCAAAAACCUACACUAUCUCUUUUCGGAAAUCAGAGUACUACCACACAACAACCAGCACCGCAAGCUUCCACGGCAGGCACCGUGGUUCCUGGGGUGAAGGUUGAUGUGAGCAACCUUUUGCCAACAACGAAAUAUGAGAGUUGCGCCGAGGAGGUUAAAUCCGAGUUGGAGAGGCUCGAUUCUUUCGUCCUCAGCCAAAUGAAUAUGUGCAAUGAGGUUGCAAAUCUGGUUCCAUCAAUUGCCAGCCAGGGCGAAACCAUCCCUAACGACGUCGACUUCGUGCAGGGCAAGUUGGAAACGAUGCAACAUGCUCUUGAAAAUGAUGCCGGCGAUAUUGAUCAGCUGCGCAGCCUGGUGGCUCGGGACGCGGCUGAAGCACAGGUUGCAUUCCGUGCUAUCGACACAUUGAAGCUGCCUUUGCAAUAUCAAUCUGCAGGGGGUGCCGGAUGGUGGUCCGUCCAGGACCAAAAACUAUCUGACCGCCAGUCUUUGCGAUCCGCGCGCAAGAACACCCUAGCUCUUCCCGAUGAUGUCGAGGGCGAUCCUUCCACCGCUGCCGCUGUGAACGGAGUGCCUGUGAACCUUGUCGACUACUUUUCACACCGCUCAGAUGAGAUGGGAACUGUCCUCGAUCGUUACACACGAAACCUGAAAGAAAUCGAAGACCACCUUCACGGAGUGGAGCUCACACUGAGCCGACAGAUCAACGAGUUUGUGGCAUCGAGAAGCCGGGAUGGCUCAGCUGCAGGAACACCAAAUUCGAUGCUCAACGACCUUGCUGCUGUCCUUGGAGACGUUGAGACUGGCAUUCUGGGUGUUGCCACCAGAUUGGGAGGAGUUACAGAGCAAGUGCAAGAAGUCGUAAUGGGCCCGCCGUCGGUAGGCGAUGGCCGAUACAAUUUAUAAAGACGCACAUAGAUGUUGUGCACUACCGAGUAUUGUUCCACGUGAUUCCCUUUUUCUGUACAUUAACUACCUUACGAACCUUGGCUUUGGUUGUGGACAGCAAGAGGAUUUGAUUUGAUGUUAUGUGAUUCAGCAUUUAAUGCGGUUAGGCGUUUUGCGUUUGAAAGAAUUAUAAAAGGGUUUUUAUCUGUCUUUCCAGAGUUUGUAGCUGUCGAUAUUAGGCGUAAACAAUAGAAGAAAAGUUUGGAUGUUCAGGA